Arachis duranensis is the source of this 1476-nucleotide messenger RNA. Its product is annotated as tubulin alpha-5 chain. Gene Ontology annotation, biological process: mitotic cell cycle; microtubule cytoskeleton organization. Bases 113 to 1465 code for a protein of 450 amino acids. Lineage: Eukaryota; Viridiplantae; Streptophyta; Magnoliopsida; Fabales; Fabaceae. Gene Ontology annotation, cellular component: microtubule; cytoplasm. The record is from RefSeq and is a predicted model, not a curated record. The transcript is spliced from 5 exons. Gene Ontology annotation, molecular function: structural constituent of cytoskeleton; GTP binding.
AUUAAAAUACCAAGAGAGUCUACUCUCUAUUCUGCUCUCUCUUCUUUCUUCGAAUGUUUUAUUUGCAUAAAAUUGUAGAAACUAGAAAGAAGGAGUGAGAAAGCAGAACAAGAUGAGAGAGGUAAUAAGUAUUCAUAUUGGACAAGCUGGAAUUCAGGUUGGGAAUUCAUGUUGGGAGCUCUAUUGCCUUGAGCAUGAAAUUCAACCUGAUGGCAUGAUGCCAAGUGAUACCUCGCUUGGUGUGGCGACAGAUUCUUUUAACACGUUCUUCAGCGAGACGGGAUCAGGAAAGCACGUGCCGAGGGCUAUAUUCGUCGACUUAGAGCCUAGUGUGAUUGAUGAAGUAAGAACUGGUCAUUACAGACAACUCUUCCACCCUGAGCAAUUAAUAUCUGGCAAAGAAGAUGCUGCUAACAAUUUUGCCAGAGGACAUUACACUGUUGGAAGAGAGAUUAUCGAGCUAUGCCUCGAUCGAGUUAGAAAAUUGGCGGAUAAUUGCACCGGUUUGCAAGGAUUCUUGGUUUUUAAUGCUGUUGGUGGAGGCACUGGCUCUGGUCUUGGAUCGUUGCUUUUGGAACGAUUAUCUGUGGAUUAUGGAAAGAAAUCUAAACUUGGAUUCACUAUCUACCCUUCUCCUCAGGUAUCUACUGCAGUUGUUGAACCUUACAACAGUGUCCUUUCCACUCACUCCCUUCUGGAGCACACUGAUGUGGUUGUGCUUUUAGACAAUGAAGCAAUAUAUGACAUCUGCAGAAGAUCAUUAGACAUUGAAAGGCCAACUUACACCAACUUGAACCGUCUCAUUUCUCAAAUCAUCUCAUCCUUAACCACUUCCUUGAGAUUCGACGGUGCGAUCAAUGUGGACGUUACUGAGUUCCAAACUAACCUUGUGCCGUAUCCUCGAAUCCAUUUUAUGCUCUCAUCCUAUGCACCUGUCAUUUCGGCUUCUAAGGCAUUCCAUGAGCAGCUAUCGGUUCCUGAGAUCACCAGUGCUGUUUUUGAGCCGUCAAACAUGAUGGCUAAGUGUGAUCCUAGACAUGGCAAGUACAUGGCUUGCUGCCUCAUGUAUCGCGGCGAUGUUGUGCCGAAAGAUGUAAAUGCGGCUGUUUCAAAUAUCAAGACAAAGCGAACAGUUCAGUUUGUUGACUGGUGUCCUACUGGUUUCAAGUGUGGAAUCAACUACCAGCCUCCAACAGUAGUACCGGGAGGUGAUCUUGCGAAGGUGCAGCGAGCAGUUUGUAUGAUAAGCAACAACACGGCUGUGGCGGAGGUUUUCUCUCGUAUCGACUACAAAUUUGAUCUCAUGUAUGCUAAGCGUGCAUUCGUCCACUGGUAUGUUGGUGAAGGAAUGGAAGAAGGUGAGUUCUCAGAAGCCAGGGAGGAUCUUGCUGCACUCGAAAAGGAUUACGAAGAAGUUGCAGCAGAAGAGAACGAAGACGAAGAAGACGCCCAAGAAGGUUACUGAACAUCAAAGUU